Cooperia oncophora is the source of this 384-nucleotide messenger RNA. Lineage: Eukaryota; Metazoa; Nematoda; Chromadorea; Rhabditida; Trichostrongylidae. The record is from the annotation of a GenBank genome assembly.
UUGAUCAAAAAUUGCAUUUCAGAGACUAGCGCAUUGUCAUUUGGUGGAAGACCUAUAGGUGACAAUGAAUAUCCAUGGGUUGUAUCCAUUAAAUAUGGAGGAGCUGAGCAACUGAUCUUUACAUGCAGUGGGGCUCUUAUAUCGUCCCGCCACGUACUGACAGCAGCUCACUGUGUGAGAGAAGUCAGGAAUAGAACUGUACUAGAACCGGAAGAAUGCAAGCGAAUAGGAUACAAAAAUAAGAACAAGCUCGUUGCCCCACUCAGCGAGUUCGUGGUCGCAAUCGGAAGUAUCUGCAAGUAUCCAUGGUUUUGCACGGAGUAUUACAAAAAAAAAAUAGCCAAGGUGAGACAUUUUCGUGUCAAUCACAUCCCUUUGAGGUGA